AAUUUUGGAGUAGCUUUUGAAACCUCGGAAAAUUAUCCGAUUACGUCCUUGGGAUGGUUUCUUUGUACAUAUCUCAAAUAUAUGCUACCAAAUCUACGCUGUCCUAUUGGACUGAUAAUAUCCUCUAUCACGCCGUUGGAUUGGUUCAGGUCGUGCCACGGCACGAGGACCACCUUCGCUGGGGCCCCGUGUGCGCUUCCUUCCAGUAUUCCUACCCCCUCAUAACUGAACAUAACAUAACAGAAACAGAAACAGAAACAGAGGACAACAACAGAGGACAGCAGCAACCGGCAAGCAGUGAUUGCCUGACGAGACCGGGAGGGAGCGGGAAAUGAGAUAAAACGCACCAAAGACAGAAUUUCCAUGUCCAUGUCCCUGUCCACUUCCACUACCGUGCCAGUCUUCCCUUUACCGUUGCCCCCAUCCCAACCUCAGCCUCAUGCCAUCAUCCAAUUCCACCGCUCCCAGAGACCACUUAAGUCCUCCUCCCUUCAACUUCACCUCCAGACCUCCUCCGACACCGACGCCCUCCUCCCUGCUGCAGUCAGCAUCCCGUCUCCAUCUGCAUCUGCAUCUCCCUCUCCCUCUCCCUCAGCUUCUUCAUGGAUCGAAUCCCUCCGCUCCAAAACCCGGUCCAAUCUCUUCAAGGAGGCCGUUUCCACCUACAUCUGUAUGACCACCGCCGGCAUCCCACCGGACAACUUCGCCUUCCCGGCUGUCCUGAAGGCGGCCGCAGCCCUUCAGGACCUUCAUCUGGGGAAGCAGCUUCACGCCCAAGCUCUCAAGCUGGGAUACGCAUCAUCCUCUGUCACCGUGUCCAAUACCCUCAUACACUUCUAUGGCAAAUGCGGUGACAUUGGAGAUGCAUCUCAGGCGUUUGAUAGAAUAUCCAACCGGGACCAGGUCUCCUGGAAUUCGAUGAUCGCUGCAGCCUGCCGUUUUGAGGACUGGGGACUCGCAAUUCAGCUGUUCCGGUCCAUGAUGACAUCGGGGGACGCUGAGCCCAGUUCGUUUACUCUGGUGAGCUUGGCACUUGCAUGCUCCAACUUAAGCAAGCUCGUUGGCUUCCUGCUCGGGAAGCAGGUCCAUGCCUAUAGCUUGAGAAACGGGCAUUCAGAGACCUUCACAGUCAAUGCUCUAAUUGCCAUGUAUGCUAAACUUGGCCGGGUGGAUGACUGCAUAGCUUUAUUCAAAUCAUUUGAGGACCGGGAUCUCGUUUCUUGGAACACCGUGAUAAGCUCACUGUCCCAGAACAAACGGUACCUGGAGGCACUGCUGUGUCUGCACCACAUGGUUCUUGACGGAACUAAACCAGAUGCGGUCACGAUUGCCAGCAUACUUCCUGCAUGUUCCCAACUACAGAUGUUUGAUAAAGGGAGAGAGAUCCACGCUCAAGCCCUGAAAGAUGAAGAAAUAAUUCAGAAUUCGUUCGUCGCGAGCGCACUGGUCGACAUGUAUUCCAAUUGUCGGCGUGUUGACAGUGCCCGCCAUAUUUUUGACAGCACAUCAGAUCGUAAAAUUGGACUUUGGAAUGCGAUGAUUGCUGGUUAUGCCCAGAAUGAGCAUGAGCAUGAUGCGCUGAAGUUCUUCAUCGAGAUGGAGACAGUGGCGGGGCUUCAUUCGAAUGCUACCACCAUGGCCAGCGUGUUGCCCGCUUGUGUGUGCUCUGAAGCAUUCUCUGUCAAAGAAAGCAUCCAUGGGCAUGUUGUCAAGAAAGGCUUGGAAAGGGAUAGGUAUGUGCAGAAUGCUCUCAUGGACAUGUAUGCGAGGAUGGGGAGGUUGGACAUUGCAGAAGCUAUUUUUGAGGAAAUGCAAGUAAAGGAUAUAGUCUCCUGGAACACAAUGAUCACUGCUUAUGUCCUCCGUGAGUGCCAUGAUAAGGCGCUGUUUCUCUUAAGCCAGAUUCAAGUAGUAGAAGAAGAUGCUAACUUCAAGGAGAAAGAUUGUGAUGGUGAAAGAGUUAAUCCUAGGGCAAAUGGAGUGACUCUGAUGACAGUCCUCCCAGGCUGUGCUGCACUUGCAGCCUUAUCAAAGGGGAAAGAGAUCCAUGGCUAUGCAAUCAGGAGCAUGUUAGCAUCAGAUGUUGCAGUAGGAAGUGCUCUGGUCGAUAUGUAUGCUAAAUGCGGCCUCUUGAACCUAUCUAGGAGGGCAUUUGACCAAAUGCCCGUUAGAAAUGUGAUCACCUGGAAUGUUAUUAUUAUGGCAUAUGGAAUGCAUGGGAAAGGGGAGGCGGCCUUGCAAAUGUUCAAUAUAAUGGUAGAGGAAGCAUCCAGGGCCAAAGGAGCGGCAAAGCCUAAUGAAGUCACCUUUAUCGCAGUAUUUGCUGCAUGCAGUCACUCUGGAAUGGUAAAAGAAGGCUUGGACUUGUUUUACAAGAUGAAGGAUGACCACCAAGUCGAGUCCACACCAGAUCACUAUGCUUGCAUUGUUGACUUGCUUGGUCGAGCUGGUCAGGUGGAUGAAGCAUAUCGAAUUGUAAAGACAAUGCCUUCCGAAUUUGACAAGACAGGUGCCUGGAGCAGCUUGCUUGGUGCCUGUAGAAUUCACCAUAGUGUGGAGAUAGGAGAAAUUGCAGCCAUGAAUCUCCUAGAAAAAGAGCCUAACGUGGCCAGUCAUUAUGUGCUAUUAUCCAAUAUCUACUCUUCUGCUGGGUUUUGGGACAAGGCGAUGAAUGUUAGGAAGAAGAUGAAGGAAAUGGGUGUCAGGAAAGAACCCGGGUGCAGUUGGAUUGAGUUUGAUGACGAGUUCCACAAAUUCAUUGCAGGGGACUCAUUGCAUCCGCAGAGUGAGCAGCUGCAUCAGUUUCUAGACACCUUGUCGGACAGGAUGAGGAAAGAAGGGUAUGUCCCCGAUACUUCCUGUGUACUUCACAAUGUUAAUGAAGAAGAAAAGGAGAGUCUACUCUGUGAACACAGCGAGAAGCUGGCAAUAGCUUUUGGCAUUCUCAAUACUUCCCCGGGAACUACCAUACGAGUUGCCAAGAACUUGAGGGUUUGCAACGAUUGUCAUGCCGCCACCAAGUUCAUCUCUAAGAUAGAAAACAGGGAGAUUGUUCUGAGAGAUGUCAGGAGGUUCCAUCAUUUCAAAGAGGGAAGAUGUUCUUGCAGCGAUUACUGGUGAAAAUAGUAUUCUUUGUCUUGUAUUCGACAACACAGCAAAAUUGUUGAAAGAUCCUACAUUUUGUUCAUAGUUC
Messenger RNA from Punica granatum (pomegranate), 3193 nucleotides. NCBI's taxonomy places the organism in Eukaryota, Viridiplantae, Streptophyta, Magnoliopsida, Myrtales, Lythraceae. The record is from RefSeq and is a predicted model, not a curated record.